AGCGCGCUUUCGCCUGCCGCAAAACAGUCCUCACCUCAGGCAGUCCACGUUAUCGCCAACGAAAACUCCGCUGCAUUGCAAAGACGCUGGUGAAACUAAUCCAUUAAUAAUAUAAUAACAUAAAUAAUAUCAAAAUCCAUUAUUAAAAUGAACAAAAUAAGAUCCGGUGUGAAAUAAAAGCGACCAACUGCAUUCCACUUUUUCUCCUUGUACUGAAUAAAGAACUGUUGCAAAGCUGUAUAACUUCUGUGUGAUAAACCCAGUGAGAUGUUGGGGCAGAGUUUUGGUUAAAAAAUUGGUUCCUGUCGUUUUAUUAGACUUAUUGCGAAUGUGUAUUGAAACGUUCAUAGCGAUACACGGGCGCACUGCUAUGCGCCACGACUUAGUGCAUUUUAUCCGACAUACAUCAUCUGACCACUACUGCGAAGGAAAACUUUAGCUCACGCGGCAGGUCGCUCUUGAUGGCGUUGCUCAGCCAUAUUCAGAGCGAAUGGUACAAAUUAUAUUUUUGGCUCAUAUACUGCAAAAUAUACUCGGCCGUCAUAUGGUUGGUCGGCAAUCAUUGCCGCGGAGCUGAUAAGAACCGAUCCGUGAUAACUGCUGGAGUAAGCGGCCAGUCGCCUUCAGGCCUUCAUAGAGUGCGUACGCGUCGUCGCAAGUCGCAACAGCACCACCGCUCAAAGCACAUAGUUGCGUUAGCAAGAAGACCGUCUUUGAGAAGAAUCGUGAUGGCACCUGGAGCUAGCACUGCUCAUGCUAUGUUGGAGGACAAGGAGAAGGCACUGCAAGGAUCCUUGGCUUCAGUGUCGCUGCGCACGCGCCGCAUCAGCCAAUUUGCACCGCUGCUCAUAGCCUUGGUGGGGCUGCCCGCUCGCGGCAAGAGCCAGCUUGCUCAUCGCCUGUCCAGGCAUCUCAACUGGAAUGGAGAGAGCACUAAAGUGUUCGACUGCAGCGAGUAUAGACGCCGCCACAUGGCCCUGUAUGCGACUCAUGACAUAUUCCGUGCUGAUAAUCAGCAGGGCUCGGCUAUUCGCCGCCAAAGCGCUCGCGAAGCUGUACAGGACGCCAUAUUAUGGCUGAAAGAAGGAAACUGCGUUGCUAUCUUCGACGGAACGAACAUCACCCGUGAGCAACGCCGGGAGCUCGACGACUACAUUACUGAAAUGGGUUUCAGGAUUCUAUUCAUUGAAUGCGUCUGCGAAGACCAAGUUUUACUUGAAAGAAACAUCAUUGAAAUUCUACAUUAUUCUGCUGAUUACAAGAACAUGAGCGCGGGAGAGGCAGUUGAUGACUUGAGGAAGAAGCUCGAGCAUUACAUGAGGCAGUAUGAGCCGAUUGACGCCAGCGUUGAGAGUAUCAGUUUCGUUCGCGUUGAGGACAUGGGAGAAACCGUCACCGCUCAUAAAGUCGCCGGCCAAAAGGAAUCCGGAAUUCUGGGAUACCUGUCCGGCAUGAGGGGACAGCCUCAAACGUUAUAUUUCACACGUCACGGCGAGAGCGAAUACAACGUACUUGGUCGCAUCGGUGGUGACGCCAACCUGUCUGCGCGAGGCCAGCAGUAUGCGCGUGCACUGGCCGAAUACAUAAAUGCGAUCGCCAGUCGAGAACCUCUCAGCGUGUGGACUUCCGAACUUCGGCGCACCAAACAAACGGCUGCUGAAAUCCGAGCGCCUAAACGAGCUGUUAGGGCUCUUAAUGAAUUGGACGCUGGCAUCUGUGAGGGUUUAACCUACGAGGAGAUGCAGGAGCGUUUCCCACAAGAGUUUGCAUGGAGAGACCAAGACAAGUUGCGCUACCGCUACCCUUGGGGAGAAUCCUACAUCGACAUCAUGACCCGUCUUCGUCCAGUUCUCUCAGCCCUUGAAGAUGAGCAUAACGUGCUUGUGGUUGGCCAUCAAGCUGUUCUACGCUGCAUGCUUGGAUACUUCCUAGAUGCUAAACUUGAUGAACUUCCGUACAUGAACGUGCCCUUGCACACUAUAGUGAAGCUCACAUCCUACGGUUACAAAUACAAAGUGGAGAUGAUCCAACUUCCCAUUGAUUGUGUGGACACGCACCGCAAACAACCAAAGAACUGCUCAAUCAGCAGGAGCACAGCUGACGCUCUAGUGACUGUUCCGUCUCACUACGACACGCUUCCAUCCAACAUCUGGCAGAACUCAAACGAAGCACAAAUUUAGGCUUCAGAGUCGGGACCCAAGAGGUCUACGGCACCGUAACAAACCAUACCAGCAUUACUAGGGUAGUAAACCCUCGGAUUUCCAGUAUGGGUUACGUCCACGGUUGUGAAAAACCAUGGAUCGAAAUUACGCCACACCAAGGCGUCGAGAGUUGAUAUAGAUCUCUGUUUAGACGGAAUUUGGUGUGAGUAAACUUCACACUGCAAUUGUGUGCAGCGUAUGAAUUAUUCAUUUAAUUUUCUUGUAAGACUAAUUGUACAAUUUGAAAUUAUAAUUGUUUAAGGUGAACACAUACUGCGACAACAUUUGAUGAAAAAUAUGUAAAUGUUUUGUCGCUGUUGUUGCCCAUCACGUGUGUCAAUUGAAAUUUCAAUAGAACGUGAUCUCUAAUCUGCACUGCUACGGCUCAAUUGAAUUCGUACAAAAUAACGAAAUUAAAUUUGUAAUGAACUAUGAAUGAAAUCUCCCUACAAUAUACACAAAUAAGACUGAAAGGGUUUCUUUUUUCAAUAAUUUCUGUUCAUUUUUGGAUCGCAAUCAAAAUGUUUUGUGUUCUUAUUUUUAAAAAGGUAAUUAGAUAGAUUUAUUUAGAUUUACUUACAUGUUUUUUUCAAUAUUGUUUUAAAGAAUAAUAAUAUUAAGCUUAUUUUGUAGGUUGUAUUAUUAAGUUUUGAGUCGAUUUAAUUGCCUUUUACGCAUAAAAAGUGAUGUCUCUAUAAAAGUUUAUGUAAUCAGCGUCUAAUCAUGUCUAUCGCGAAUUUUAAGGCUAUACGGAAAAAUCUAUCUAAUUCCAGUUAGUUAGCUUUACUGCCUUUAUUUUGCAUGUAAUCUCUAUGAUAAGAUAGUCUCAAUUUAAGUAGCUUUAGAAUAUACUAUGCCCUUAUCGUCUUGUCUACGUGUUUACUUAAAUCUACACGAUACUAUAAUAGAUUAUUUUUAGAGCGCCCGUAGUAGUAUGCAUAGGCAUUUCAAUUUUAAAGACGAGCUCAUGAAUGUAUUGAGAUACUUCAUUUUAUACUUAGUUCAACUGUUUUGAUGUUGAGUAUAAAACGUACUGACAAGUUUUUUAAAUGUAAUGCUUAAAUAAUACUAAGCAAAAGGUAGAAUCCUUGAAACGGACUAGUUCUAAGAUGUUAUAAGCUGUAUGGAAAUUGAACUCUAUAAUCGUAUGAAAAAUCUUAUAAGAGAUUGUUGGAAAGACUAGAACGAAUGUCAAAUGGAAUUGUCUAAAAAAUCUUAAUCACC
Messenger RNA from Hyposmocoma kahamanoa, 3425 nucleotides. RefSeq names its product 6-phosphofructo-2-kinase/fructose-2,6-bisphosphatase-like. Gene Ontology annotation, cellular component: cytosol. The transcript has 9 exons. The coding region runs from base 462 to 2180 and encodes 572 amino acids. The record is from RefSeq and is a predicted model, not a curated record. Gene Ontology annotation, molecular function: fructose-2,6-bisphosphate 2-phosphatase activity; ATP binding; 6-phosphofructo-2-kinase activity. Gene Ontology annotation, biological process: fructose metabolic process; fructose 2,6-bisphosphate metabolic process. NCBI's taxonomy places the organism in Eukaryota, Metazoa, Arthropoda, Insecta, Lepidoptera, Cosmopterigidae.